Molecule: messenger RNA, 2572 nt
Organism: Somion occarium
Lineage: Eukaryota; Fungi; Basidiomycota; Agaricomycetes; Polyporales; Cerrenaceae
Source: the annotation of a GenBank genome assembly
GUAUCCGCCUUGCUUCUUCCUCUUCUCUUCUCAAUGUAUUCACUUUCAUUUCAUGUUCCUCGGAGCUGAGACACAUGCUAGUCUUAUGCGAUGAAUCUCAUUAUACAGGGGUCAUAUGAGCUGGUUCAACGAGCAGCGAAUCCUGUCACAGUGGCUCUCAAGAGCUCAAAAGGGUCCGCUGCUCUGUCUCGUGCUAAACUUGUUAUUGCACAACUUGUUUCCUUUACACAUAGUUCGCGACUUGGCGCUCUGGUGGUACUAAUGAAUGAGUCGCAGCAAGGUGAGUAAGGGCAUCUAUCAGUCGUGAUCCCCCCUACACGUUGUUUGCGCAUGGCUGAUGAUGAUCUAUCCAGACCGUUGGUCACAACCCUGGAGGGGUUGGAGCUCGAGGAACAUGUUCCCAUGUCUGUUCUGGCCCAUAUUCCAAUGUUGCCUAGACAAUAUCCAGUAAACGAGUCGGCAAAUCGGUACAAAGAUCUGCUUUACGUCUCUAUGGGGCCAACAUGAAGCACACUCACGAUCGGUCCUAGAGUCUAGACCAUCUGGCUUUUUUCGUGUCCUUUUACUUGCCACUUUUGCUUUGUGCUCUAGAUUCCAUGUGAUUCGUCCUGAAUUUCCUGCGAGAUCCAGGUGCUGAUCAAGCCACUCACGAUAGAUCCUCCACAGAAACACGCUGCAUAUGCAUGUCUGGCGGAGAUACCUGCAGGAUACCUGUAUUCUUCCCAAGUGGCUAGCGCUGCAUCGUCAUAAGACCUUCGCCCUCCGCCACCCUCAAAACCCCUUCUUCCUCCCUCUGGCUAUCGUGUACUCGUUUUGCUAACAUUCCCGCUAUCAUUUAACACUAAGUAAUGCCAAUGUCUACGAUAACCGCCCUGUCCUCGGGCUCUUCCUCAAGUCGUGUGUCUGAUGGCCUCCCGUUCCCAAGGAAUAUGUCGGAUUUCGAGGUUGAGACACCGACAAAAAUGCACGCUACUCCUCCCAAAAUGAGAAGACGCAGGGUUUCUUCAGAUUACGAUAGCGAGGUAGCAUACCGAAACAGAGUGGCACGGUUAAUUGCUGCAAAAGCUCGACCCAUUACGGCUUCUGGCAGGAUACCAGUAGAUCCUGCGAGUCUUACUCUUUUCUUCCGGUCAAAAAGCGGAAUCACGCACUCUUUGGACUUUCCUGUGGAUAUCGACGAGGAUAUGCCACCGGCUCUCGAUGUCCUAAUAUCCUCGUGUAGACCGCAUUCGCCAUCUGGCUUGGAGGACUUCUCAGAACAUGAAUCGCUUUUUUAUCCCUCAAAUCUUCCCCUUACGGCCACUCUCGAGAUUGCCAACCAUCCUAUUCUUGAUGCCGUACGGAACACGCUGUUUCCUACAUUGCCCAUUGGCCAUUAUCUGACUGCUAUGCGAGACAAACUCGAAAUUUGGCUUGCUGGUGGUGGUAUGAAACCUCUACCUCAUCCUAACGACAGUCGGGUAGCAACCAUUUUCGUCACAUUGCCAGUGCGUUUCAGAGGUGGCGCACUUGUUGUCCGCAGUAUGGACGGUACCGAGGAACGGUUCCAUGGUCGUGGUGGGAAAGCGGGUGAUAUGGAAUGGACUGCUUUCAUGGCUGACUGCGACCAUGAAAUCCAGCCAGUGUUGAAGGGUUGCCGUGUUACUAUUUCUUAUGCCGUGCACCUUCGUACAUUUGGCACUGCUCAAAUCAACCCUGAUCCGCUCAUCUCGCCGAGUGACCAAUUCUUGGAUAUGGUCUCUCCAAUUCUGAACAUGUCGCGAGGGCGUAGGAUCGCAUUCUAUCUCUCGGCGGACUAUGGCGUAAAUCCCGCAGAGGUUCUGGCUGAAUCCCUUGUCCCUCAUCUCAAGGGUGGCGAUUCGGUUCUAUAUCAUGCACUAAAGCUCUACAAACUUGCUCCAGAGCUCCGUUGGAGUGCGGGAGGUUACCUUUGGGGAGUGGACCAGGUCGUAGACCUCAUGUCCGACUUGGAUGAUGGCACUGCUUCUGGUACACCCCGCGCACCAUUUGCUAUUGUAAACGGGUCAUCGCCACUCAGACGCACCAUGAGCAAUGCUUCGGAUGACACUGCUGUAGAAGACAUGCGUACAAAGGUCGAGAAAAGUGGUGCAGUUACUCUCGCUGAAGCUGAAGUCAUCGUUCUCUCGGAUACCACAUUGGCGGGUGCCAUCACCAAGGAACGUGUUCCUUUCGUGCAAGGCAACGAGCUGGAGAAACUAGUAAUCAAUAUACUGAUGGUGGUAUACGUACCAUGAGCAACAGCACGUUUGAUUCGUUAUUUGUACUUUUGCCUUCACUUGUCCCCGGCCGAUCGCUUGCUUUCGUUGCUGUUAUAUUCGAACUAAUGAAGGACAUGUAUCACACGAUCUCGAUGAAGUUGUACACUACUUAGUAAUCGAUUCCAGUUCCCACGUCUUUCUAUCUUGGUUCUAGUGUACAGUGGAAAGGUGUCUAAGUUAUCAUAUACCCCCUUGUAUCACUGUUUGGGUUUUGUUUGAAUGUUAUUCACGUCUUUUGCAUUGACUGCUACUGACGAACUUAGAAUUUCAGAGCGUAACGCAUGUGUCAUGAU